This is a messenger RNA of Nannospalax galili (Upper Galilee mountains blind mole rat), 1414 nucleotides long. It is a transcript of the gene Rbm48, whose product is annotated as RNA binding motif protein 48. Gene Ontology annotation, molecular function: nucleic acid binding. The record is from RefSeq and is a predicted model, not a curated record. The transcript has 5 exons. NCBI's taxonomy places the organism in Eukaryota, Metazoa, Chordata, Mammalia, Rodentia, Spalacidae. Gene Ontology annotation, cellular component: nucleoplasm. The coding region runs from base 41 to 1144 and encodes 367 amino acids.
GGCGGAUGUUGUCCUGGCUGCAAGGAACACUGCCGGCAACAUGGCGUCGAGCGAUGGGAAGCCAGGGAGUGUGUUCGACCACCAUGUCCAGACCGCUGUGUGCGACUCUCGGGCCAAAUACCGGGAGGGCCGGCGUCCUCGUGCGGUCAAGGUUUAUACAAUCAAUUUGGAAUCUCGAUAUUUAUUAAUUCAAGGAGUUCCUGCGGUGGGAGCCAUGAAGGAAUUAGUUGAGCGAUUUGCUCUGUAUGGUGCAAUUGAAGAAUAUAAUGCUCUAGACGAAUACCCAGCAGAAGAUUUUACAGAAGUGUAUCUUAUUAAGUUUAUGAAUUUACAAAGUGCAAGGAUAGCCAAGAGAAAAAUGGAUGAACAGAGCUUCUUUGGUGGAUUGCUUCAUGUGUGCUAUGCUCCAGAAUUUGAGACAGUUGAAGAAACUAGAAAAAAAUUAGAAGAGAGAAAGGCCUAUAUUGCAAGAGCUACUAAAAGUAAAGACUAUUACAUGACAAAGAAGAAACUGGUGCCAGGGCAAAAGGAAACAAAAGAUUCUAGACAAGAUUUCUACCCGCAUACGUCUGGAUUUUGUGCAGCCGCUUUGAACACUUCUACUGGGAACUCAAAUCCUUGUUUUCCUUAUUCUUGUAAAUUGCCUUCAUGCCAUUCUGCCUCAAAAUGUACAUGUGCAUGUGGAGAACAUGUGGACAGAGCAUCAGACUCCUACAGUGAUGGCAGAAACCAUUGUGAGUUAGUGAAGCAUCGUAACUACAGUAACUUUUCUCAAAAACUACAGACAGACACUUGUAAAAACUCAUUGCCCUGCUCUGGUGUGAGGAGGGCCUUUACUCCCUCAGAGGCAAUUGGCAGAUUUAUGCCUAGGACAACACAAUUACAGGAGCGGAAAAGAAGAAGAGAGAAUGAUCAGAAACUUGGCAGUUUUCUUGAAACAAACUCAAGCAGUCACGAAGUUAUGAUUGGACCUAAAUUACCAGAUACACCUAAAGUGGAUCUACAGGAUGACUCCUUGAAUACAACAGCAAACCUAAUUCGGAAUAAACUUAAAGAGGUAAUUUCAUCUGUGCCAAAGCCUCCAGAGGACAAAUUGGAAGAUGUACAUACAAGUUGUCCGUUCAAACAAAGAAGAAGAAUAUAGCUCAUCACUUGCAAGUUAAUAUUUUCUGAAGAGAAUAUUUAUUUUUUUAUGUUUAGUCUGUGUUAAUUUAAGAGACUUUACUGCUGGUGUUUUAAAAUGAACUUUUUUGUAAUUUUACUUUAACUGUCAAAUGUGUUCCCAUCUGUUUUUCUUGAUCAAUACGCAAUAUUGCAGAAACUGUUCUUUUCAUACAACAUUAGCUCAAUAUUUGUAAAUUGAAACAGAUAUUUAAAAAUAUAAUACAAAUAAAGAAAGGCAGCCAGGAUCUGA